Tribolium castaneum (red flour beetle) is the source of this 14231-nucleotide messenger RNA. It is a transcript of the gene Dhc64C, whose product is annotated as Dynein heavy chain 64C. The coding region runs from base 134 to 14152 and encodes 4672 amino acids. Lineage: Eukaryota; Metazoa; Arthropoda; Insecta; Coleoptera; Tenebrionidae. The transcript has 20 exons. The record is from RefSeq and is a predicted model, not a curated record. Gene Ontology annotation, biological process: microtubule-based movement. Gene Ontology annotation, cellular component: axonemal dynein complex. Gene Ontology annotation, molecular function: ATP binding; dynein intermediate chain binding; ATP hydrolysis activity.
UAUUGGCCUCUUUUGUGUCUGCAUUUCCGCAACUCGCCAUUUGCAAGGCAGCUGUCACCGGCAGGUGACGUUUCUUGCAUUCGUGGUGUGUCCGUUAUUUGCGUGUUUUACGUGUUUUUAACCGUGUACCCCCAUGGGGGACUCUCUGGAAGGGAGUGAAUCGACUCCCGAGCCACAAAAUGUGGCAAUCGUCGAUUUUAACGACUUCACUAACUUUAUAACGAAAGCGGCCACUGUGCUCUUACCGGAAGACAACCAGUGGGAACUCACCAAUCUCCGGGCGGCUCUUGACGACAAAUCCAACCAAGAGACCAUCCGGAAGUUCCUCAGCGACUCCCAAGUCUCGAUUCUCUAUAUCCAGAGGAAUCCAUCCAAAGACGACGACAGCGACCAACCUCCUGAGGGCGAGGAAGAGAAAGAACCGGUCACUUUUUACAUCAGCAAUGAGGUCCACUACUCCAAUUCCAAAAUGUCCAGUUUGGUUUGCAUCAAACGAGGGGCUGUCAUUGAAGCGGAUAAGAGCAUUCGGGCGCAAGUGCGUCUCAUGAAUUUCAGCGAUGGCUCGCCUUACGAGAUCCUCCAUUCAUACAUCAGCAAAACGGUGGCUCCAUUUUUCAAAUCGUAUGUUAAGGAGUCAGGCAGAGCUGACCGCGAUGGUGAUAAGAUGGCACCCUCUGUUGAGAAAACAAUCGCGGAGCUGGAAAUGGGGCUCCUGCAUUUGCAACAAAAUAUUGAUAUUCCGGAAAUUACACUUCAAGUGCACCCCUACGUUGCUAGCUUGAUUAAACAGUGUGCUGAUGAAGGGCGCAAACCGAAAGUUGCUGAUUUUAGCGAUAAAGUUGAAGAUUCGAAUUUUUUGAAUCAGUUGCAACACGGGGUUAAUCGCUGGAUUAAGGAGAUUCAGAAGGUGACGAAAUUGGAUCGGGAUCCAUCGUCAGGGACCGCUUUACAAGAGAUUAGUUUCUGGUUGAAUUUAGAAAGAGCGCUGCAUAGGAUUCAGGAGAAGAGGGAGAGUAUGGAAGUCGCUUUGACUUUGGAUAUUCUCAAACAUGGGAAGAGGUUUCAUGCAACUGUGUCUUUUGACACAGAUACAGGGUUGAAACAGGCCAUUGCCACCGUGAAUGACUACAAUCCACUAAUGAAGGAUUUCCCAAUCAACGAUUUACUCUCGGCGACCGAAUUAGAGCGGAUUCGAGCAGCCGUUCAAUUAAUUUUCGCCCACCUCCGAAAAAUCAGAUCAACAAAAUACCCAAUCCAGCGUUGUUUGCGUCUCGUUGAAGCAAUUUCUCGUGAUUUGGGUGCCCAACUACUCAAAGUUUUGGGUACCAGACGCUUAAUGCACAUUCCUUUCGACGAAUUCGAAAAAGUGAUGACCCAGUGUUUUGAUGUUUUCACUAUUUGGGAAGAUGAAUAUGAAAAACUACAAGCCCUACUUCGAGACAUCAUUAAGAAAAAACGGGACGAACAAAUGAAGAUGGUAUGGCGCAUUUCGGCCCAACACAAGAAGCUUCAAAGUCGCAUGGAACACAUGCGGAAAUUCCGCCGUCAACAUGAACAGCUUCGGACUGUUAUAGUCCGGGUGUUGCGGCCUUCGGUGCGCGACACCGCAGCCCCCGUUGAAGGAGAGGAUUUGGAGCAGUCCAAACCAACCCUAUCGUUGGAUGCAGCCGAUGCUAAUGCCAUUGAGGAAGUUAAUUUAGCUUACGAGAAUGUGAAAGAAGUCGAUUGUUUGGACAUUUCUAAGGAAGGGCAAGACGCCUGGGAUGCGGCUGUCCAACGCUAUGAAGAACGUAUCGAUCGAGUCGAAACUCGCAUCACUGCACAUCUCAGAGACCAGCUUGGCACAGCCAAGAAUGCCAACGAAAUGUUCAGGAUUUUUUCGCGCUUUAAUGCACUUUUCGUGCGGCCACAUAUUCGCGGGGCUAUCAGGGAGUACCAAACUCACUUGAUCCAACGAGUAAAAGAUGAUAUCGAAGCCCUGCAUGAGAAAUUCAAGGUCCAGUACCCUCAAAGUAACAGCGCUCGAAUCAGCAAAGUCCGCGAUUUGCCACCAGUCGCCGGUUCAAUCAUUUGGGCAAGACAGAUUGAUCACCAAUUAACCACUUAUUUGCGACGUGUUGAAGACGUUUUAGGCAAGGGUUGGGAAAAUCACAUCGAGGGUCAGAAGCUUAAAGCUGACGGUGAUAGUUUUCGAGUGAAGCUCAAUACGCAAGAAAUUUUCGAUGAUUGGGCACGUAAUGUGCAACAACGUAAUUUGGGAGUGACAGGUCGUAUUUUUACGAUUGAAGCUGUGCGUUCGAGGAGCGGACGUGGGAAUGUUUUGAAGUUGAGAGUUAAUUUUCUGCCGGAAAUUAUUACUUUGGCGAAAGAAGUGCGAAAUUUGAAAUGUUUAGGGUUUCGGGUGCCGCUAGCGAUUGUUAAUAAGGCGCAUCAGGCCAAUCAGUUGUAUCCGUUUGCGAUUUCACUGAUUGAGAGUGUGAGGACCUACGAGAUGACUCUGGAAAAGCUCUCGAACAGGAUUAGCGCACAAGGCGGUACCAAGAUCGACGACAAAGCCAGCAUCAUCCCUCUGGUGGCCGGCAUGCGCAAAGAAGUCCAACAACUCAUCGCCGAAGGCAUCCAACUCGUCUGGGAGAGCUACAAGCUCGACCCCUACGUCCAACGCCUCUCCGACACCGUCGUCAGUUUCCAAGAACGCGUCGAGGAACUUGUAAUCGUUGGCGAGCAACUCGAAGUCGACGUGAGGUCACUCGAGACUUGCCCCUACUCAGCGAACACUUUUGCCGAUAUUUUAUCGAAAAUACAGCACGCAGUCGACGAUUUAUCACUCAAACAGUACUCCAACUUGCACAUUUGGGUCAAUCGAUUGGACGAGGAAGUCGAGAAGAAUUUAGCGAGGCGACUUCAGGCCGGGGUUGAGGCCUGGACUGAUGCUCUCAAUGGGCAAAAGAAGGAAAUUGACCAUAGCAUGGAUACGGAUGCUCCCACCCAACCCACACACAAGCCUGGAGGUGACCCGCAAAUUCAGGUGGUGAUACACGAAGUGAGGAUUACAAAUCAGACCAUGUAUUUGUACCCGAGCAUUGAAGAGGCCAGGUUUCAAAUUAUGCAACAGUUGUUUGCCUGGGAGGCGAUUGUUAUGUCGCAGCAGCGGUUGCAAAGCAGUCGGUACCAAGUGGGGGUCGAUAAACCGGUUGCAGAGACCUACAGGAAUAUUUUAACGAAGCUACCGAAUCUGUCUGUACCUUUGGAAAAUGCCUACAGUGCGAUUGCUUCAAAAAUUAAGGAGAUUCAGAAUUAUGUCAACGAAUGGUUGACUUACCAGUCACUCUGGGACUUGCAAGCUGAUAAUCUGUAUGGCAAGUUGGGUGAUGAUAUAAGCAAAUGGAUGGAGUGUCUGAAUGACAUUAAGAAGACUCGAACCACGUUUGAUACUUCAGACACAAGGCGUGAAUUUGGCCCGGUCGUUAUAGACUUUGCCAAAGUGCAAAGUAAAGUCUCACUUAAGUACGAUUCGUGGCACAAAGAGACUCUGAGCAAGUUUGGAAGUCUCUUGGGUAACGAAAUGGUUACGUUCCACUCGAACGUCUCAAAAUCACGUUCCGACCUCGAGUUGCAAAGCAUCGAAGCUGCAAGUACUUCAGACGCCGUCUGUUUCAUCACCUAUGUGCAACAGUUGAAACGCAGCAUGAAAGCCUGGGAAAAACAGGUCGAGAUUUACCGCGAGGGUCAGAGAAUCCUCGAAAGACAGCGUUUCCAAUUCCCCACAACCUGGCUCCACGUUGAAAACUUGGAAGGCGAAUGGAGCGCUUUCAACGAGAUAAUCAAACGCAAAGACUCGUCCAUCCAGACCCAGGUUGCAAGCUUGCAACAGAAAAUCGUUUCGGAGGAUAAAGCCGUCGAGAGUCGGACUAACGACUUCUUGAACGACUGGGAACGAAGCAAACCGGUUGAAGGCCACCUCAAGCCGGACGAUGCCUUAACUCAGUUGCAACUCUUCGAAAGCAAAUUCGCCCGACUUAAGGAAGAACGCGACAAUGUCGCCAAAGCCAAGGAGGCUUUGGAGUUGCAAGAGCCAGGAGGUGUGAGCACCAGCGAAGACCGGAUGCAAGUCGUGUAUGAAGAACUGCAAGACUUGCGAGGCGUUUGGUCUGAAUUAUCGCGGAUUUGGACCCAAAUCGACGAAACAAGGGAAAAACCGUGGUUAUCGGUGCAACCUCGCAAGUUGCGCCAGCAACUAGACGCCAUGAGUGCACAACUGAAGGAACUCCCGGCCAGGCUGCGUCAAUACGCCUCCUACGAAUACGUCAAAAAGACACUCAACAAUUACACGAAGGUUAACAUGAUGAUUGUUGAGCUGAAAUCGGACGCUUUGAAAGAACGCCACUGGAAACAACUGAUGAAACAGUUGAGAGUCAACUGGGUGUUGUCCGACCUCACCUUGGGCCAAGUCUGGGACGUGAACUUGCAAAAGAACGAAUCCAUAGUCAAGGAUAUAAUCCUGAUUGCCCAAGGGGAGAUGGCGCUGGAAGAAUUCUUGAAACAAGUGCGCGAAUCGUGGCAAACCUACGAACUCGACUUGAUCAACUACCAAAACAAGUGCAAGUUGAUCCGUGGCUGGGACGAUUUAUUCAACAAAGUCAAGGAACACAUUAAUUCAGUCGCUGCGAUGAAAUUGUCCCCGUAUUACAAGGUGUUUGAGGAGGAAGCUCUGACUUGGGAGGAAAAGUUGAACCGGAUUAACGCCCUGUUUGAUGUGUGGAUUGACGUGCAGAGACGUUGGGUCUACCUGGAGGGAAUCUUCUCCGGAAGCGCCGACAUUAAAACCUUGCUUCCGGUCGAAACUUCACGGUUCCAAAGCAUCAGUUCGGAGUUUCUGGGCCUGAUGAAGAAAGUGAGCAAAUCGCCGAUGGUGAUGGACGUUUUGAACAUCCCAGGCGUACAACGCGCCCUCGAACGUCUCGCCGAUUUACUUGGAAAGAUACAGAAGGCUUUGGGCGAGUACUUGGAGCGGGAACGUACCUCCUUCCCCCGAUUCUACUUCGUCGGUGAUGAAGAUUUGUUAGAGAUCAUUGGUAACAGUAAAAACAUCGCCCGGUUGCAAAAACACUUCAAGAAAAUGUUUGCUGGGGUUGCUGCCAUUAUCCUGAAUGAGGAUAACACUGUUAUCACCGGUAUUGCGUCCCGAGAGGGCGAAGAAGUCAAUUUUUGCACUCCUGUGAGUACCGUCGAACACCCGAAAAUCAACGAGUGGCUCACUUUGGUCGAGAAGGAAAUGCGGGUGACUUUAGCCUCGAGUUUGGCUCAGGCCGUGCAAGACAGUAAACAGUUCAAAGACGAGAUUGAUCCUAAACAAUACAUGCAAUGGGUGGAUAAGUACCAGGCCCAGAUUGUGGUACUCGCAGCCCAAAUUUUGUGGAGUGAGGACGUGGAAGCGGCUCUUGUCAAAAUGAACGGCGAGCCGCAGAAAGGUGUCCUGGAGAAGGUUUUGCAACAAGUUGAGAACACCUUAAACGUACUUGCCGAUUCAGUACUGCAAGAACAGCCCUUGUUGAGGCGUAAAAAGUUGGAACAUUUGAUCAAUGAAUUUGUGCAUAAGAGAACGGUGACCAGGCGUUUGAUCGCCAACGGGGUUUGUGGUAACAAAGCGUUCCAAUGGUUGUGCGAAAUGAGGUACUACUUUGACCCUCGCCAAACUGAGGUUUUGAAACAAUUAACGAUUCACAUGGCCAAUGCCAAGUUCUACUAUGGGUUUGAGUAUCUCGGGGUUCAGGACAGACUAGUGCAGACGCCGUUAACUGAUCGGUGUUAUCUGACGAUGACUCAAGCCCUGGAAGCACGUCUUGGAGGUUCUCCCUUUGGCCCUGCGGGUACUGGGAAGACCGAGUCCGUGAAAGCGCUCGGGAAUCAGUUGGGACGCUUCGUCCUCGUCUUCAAUUGUGACGAAACGUUUGAUUUCCAAGCCAUGGGGCGGAUUUUUGUUGGGUUGUGUCAAGUGGGAGCGUGGGGUUGCUUUGAUGAAUUUAAUCGUCUGGAAGAGAGGAUGUUGUCAGCGGUCUCGCAACAAGUUCAAACCAUCCAAGAGGCGCUGAAGUCACAGAAGGAGAGAGAAUUGGACGAAAAUGCCUCUACUGGAAGUAUCACGGUGGAACUUGUGGGGAAACAAGUCAGAGUCUCGCCCGACAUGGCAAUUUUCAUCACAAUGAACCCGGGUUACGCCGGCCGGUCCAACUUACCUGACAAUUUGAAGAAGUUGUUCAGGUCGUUAGCUAUGACCACCCCAGACAGGCAAUUAAUCGCCGAAGUGAUGCUCUUCUCGCAAGGGUUCCGCACUGCUGAAAAACUCGCGUCUAAGAUUGUACCGUUCUUUAAGUUGUGCGACGAGCAACUCUCCAACCAAUCACAUUACGAUUUCGGUUUGCGUGCGCUUAAGUCAGUACUGGUCUCUGCUGGUAAUGUCAAACGUGACCGCAUUCAGAAAAUUAAAGAAGGGAUGAAACAACGAGGCGAAACUAACAUUGAUGAGGCCGGUAUUGCAGAGAAUUUACCCGAACAGGCGAUCUUGAUUCAGUCGGUUUGCGAAACGAUGGUCCCGAAGUUAGUAGCUGAGGAUAUUCCGUUGUUGUCAAGUUUGCUGAACGACGUGUUUCCCAAUGUUCAGUACACACGAGCAGAAAUGAAGGGCUUGAAGGACGAAAUUCGGAAAGUGUGCCAAGAAGAGUUCCUAGUGUGUGGCGAGGGUGACGAGCAAGGCUCAGCCUGGAUGGAAAAGAGAACUUUAGUUGGAGAGACAUGGGUUCAAAAGGUCCUCCAACUGUAUCAAAUUUCCAACCUCAACCACGGCCUGAUGAUGGUGGGCCCCAGUGGCUCCGGCAAAAGCACAGCUUGGCGCGUGUUGCUCAAAGCCCUGGAGCGGUUUGAAGGCAUCGAGGGUGUCGCCCACGUCAUCGACCCUAAAGCCAUCAGCAAAGAAGCGCUCUACGGUGUCCUGGACCCCAACACCCGCGAAUGGACCGACGGUCUCUUCACUCAUAUCCUCCGCAAAAUCAUCGAUAACGUCCGAGGCGAAAUCAACAAGCGCCAAUGGAUUAUUUUCGACGGUGACGUCGAUCCUGAAUGGGUCGAGAAUCUCAACUCGGUCCUGGACGACAAUAAACUACUAACUUUACCAAACGGCGAACGUUUGUCGCUCCCUCCCAACGUGAGGGUGAUGUUCGAGGUGCAGGACUUAAAAUACGCCACUUUGGCCACGGUUUCGCGGUGUGGCAUGGUGUGGUUCUCCGAGGACGUGCUUUCGACCGAGAUGAUCUUCGAGAAUUACAUGCUGAGGCUUAAAAGUAUCCCGCUGGAGGAGGGAGAGGAUGACAGUUUCGGGAAGAAAACUGAGAAUAAGGAUGAUUUGUUAUCGCCAACGCUGCAGGUUCAAGUCGACGUUGCUAACAUUCUCCAGUCUCACUUGGCCCCUGAUGGGUUGGUCGUCCGAUGCCUGGAGUAUGCAAUGGAACAGGAACAUAUCAUGGAUUUCACGCGCUUACGCGCUCUGAGUUCGCUCUUCUCCAUGUUGAACCAAAGCGUGCGAAAUGUGCUACAGUACAACCAUUCGCAUUCAGAUUUUCCGCUAACCAACGAACAACUCGAAAAAUACAUACCCAAGUGUUUGGUUUACUCGCUUUUGUGGAGCUUUGCAGGCGAUGCCAAGCUAAAAGUGCGGUCUGAUUUGGGCGAUUUCAUCCGUUCGGUGACUACAAUACCGCUACCACCUUCCAACAACAUGCCGAUUAUUGACUACGAGGUCAAUAUCGAAGGCGAAUGGUCACCUUGGUCCAAUAAAGUGCCACAGAUUGAGGUUGAAACGCACAAAGUCGCGUCGCCUGAUAUCGUAGUACCGACUUUGGACACAGUGCGACAUGAGUCGCUGUUGUACACCUGGCUGGCUGAACAUAAACCGAUUGUUUUGUGUGGUCCUCCUGGAUCUGGUAAAACCAUGACCUUGUUUUCGGCUUUGAGGGCUCUUCCUGACAUGGAAGUUGUCGGUUUGAAUUUCUCGUCGGCUACUACACCCGAACUGUUGUUGAAAACGUUUGACCACUAUUGUGAAUAUCGUAAAACACCCAACGGUGUGGUUUUAUCACCAGUACAAUUGGGCAAAUGGCUUGUUCUCUUCUGCGACGAAAUCAACUUGCCCGACAUGGACAAUUACGGGACCCAACGCGUGAUUAUGUUCCUGCGUCAGAUCGUCGAACAGAAAGGUUUCUACCGCGCUUCUGACCAAACCUGGGUGUCCCUCGAACGCAUUCAGUUCGUUGGUGCUUGUAAUCCCCCGACUGACCCCGGCCGUAAACCCCUCUCCCACCGUUUCCUGCGCCACGUCCCCGUGAUUUACGUCGAUUAUCCGGGAGAAACGUCCCUGAAACAAAUCUACGGCACAUUCACCCGAGCUAUGCUCAGACUGACUCUUGGUUUGCGCGGUUACGCUGAACCACUGACCAAUGCAAUGGUCGAGUUUUAUCUCGCCUCCCAAGACAGGUUCACUCAAGAUAUGCAACCACAUUACGUGUACUCACCUCGUGAGAUGACUCGGUGGGUGCGUGGGAUUUGUGAAGCGAUCAGGCCCCUUGAUCAUUUGAAUGUGGAAGGGUUGGUCAGACUGUGGGCCCAUGAGGCUUUGAGGUUGUUCCAAGAUCGGCUAGUGGAGGAAACUGAGAGGAAAUGGACUAAUGAAAAUAUCGAUGCUGUUGCGUUAAAACACUUCCCUUCGGCGAAUUGCGAGAAGGCUUUGGAGAGGCCAAUUUUGUACAGUAAUUGGUUGUCGAAGGAUUAUGUCCCUGUAGAUCGGGAACAAUUGAGGGAGUAUGUUAAAGCGAGACUGAAAGUAUUCUACGAGGAGGAGUUGGACGUGCCUUUGGUGCUCUUUGAUGAAGUUCUAGAUCAUGUUUUGAGGAUUGAUCGGAUUUUCAGGCAGCCUCAGGGCCACUUGUUACUUAUCGGAGUGUCAGGGGCUGGGAAAACAACCCUGUCGCGAUUUGUUGCCUGGAUGAACGGACUGUCAAUCUUCCAAAUCAAAGUACACAAUAAAUACACCGCUGAAGACUUUGAUGAGGAUCUAAGAUCAGUCUUGAGACGUAGUGGGUGCAAGGAUGAGAAAAUCGCGUUCAUUUUGGACGAGUCAAAUAUGCUAGAUUCAAGCUUCUUGGAGCGAAUGAAUACUUUGUUGGCCAAUGGUGAAGUUCCGGGAUUAUUUGAAGGUGAUGAGUACACCACUCUCAUGACUCAGUGCAAGGAAGGGGCGCAACGAGAAGGUCUGAUGCUUGACUCGAACGACGAGUUGUAUAAGUGGUUCACACAGCAAGUUAUGCGCAACUUGCAUGUCGUUUUCACUAUGAAUCCUUCAACCGAUGGUUUGAAGGACCGAGCUGCCACUUCCCCCGCUCUGUUCAAUCGAUGUGUCUUGAACUGGUUCGGUGAUUGGUCAGACGGUGCCCUCUUCCAGGUCGGUAAAGAGUUCACCAAUCGGGUGGAUUUGGAUAAAGCCACGUGGAAAUCGCCCGAUUUCUUCCCAGCGGCUUGUGCCCUCAUCUCUGCGACUCCCACACAUAGGGAAGCGGUUAUCAAUGCUUGCGUCUACGUCCACCAAACUCUCCACAAGGCCAACGCCCGGUUGGCUAAACGUGGCAGUCGCACCAUGGCCAUAACACCAAGGCACUACUUGGACUUCAUCCACCAUUUCGUCAAGUUAUACAAAGAGAAGCGUUCAGACUUGGAAGAGCAACAACUGCACUUGAACGUGGGUCUCAGUAAGAUCGCCGAGACCGUCGAGCAAGUCGAGGAGAUGCAGAAGAGUCUCGCCGUCAAGUCGCAAGAAUUGCAAGCGAAGAACGAAGCCGCCAAUGCGAAGCUGCGCCAGAUGGUGAAGGACCAACAAGAGGCCGAAAAGAAGAAGGUUCAGAGCCAAGAAAUCCAGCUACAGUUGAGCGAACAGACCGUCCAUAUCGAGCAGAAGCGGCAGGAAGUCAUGGCUGACCUCGCCCAAGUCGAGCCUGCGGUCAUCGACGCCCAAAACGCCGUAAAGUCUAUCAAAAAACAACAAUUGGUCGAAAUCCGUACCAUGGCAAAUCCCCCUGCGGUGGUAAAGUUGGCCCUAGAAUCCAUUUGCUUGUUACUCGGUGAAAACGCAAGCGACUGGAAGUCUAUUCGAGCGGUCAUCAUGCGUGAUAACUUCAUCAAUACCGUAGUCAACAAUUUCAAUACAGAGGACAUUAGUGACGACGUCCGCGAAAAAAUGAAGACGCGCUAUCUCAAUAACCCUGACUACAAUUUCGAAAAAGUCAAUCAUGCGAGUAACGCGUGCGGGCCUUUAGUCAAGUGGGCGAAAGCCCAAAUUUUGUAUGCUGAUAUGUUAAAGAAGGUCGAACCGCUGCGCGAAGAGUUGAGUUCUUUAGAAAGACAAGCCGAAACCAAUCAAAAGCGCGGCGAAGAAGUGAAAAAUUUGAUCAGCCAAUUGGAACAAAGUAUCGCGUCCUACAAGGAAGAAUACGCACAGUUGAUUGCGCAAGCUCAGGCUAUUAAAACCGACUUGGAGAACGUCCAAGCCAAAGUUGACCGUUCCAUAGCGCUGUUGAAGAGUUUGGUCAUUGAAAGGGAACGUUGGGAGGCCACUAGUGAAACAUUUAGGUCGCAAAUGUCGACAAUAAUCGGGGACGUUCUUUUGUCAGCUGCUUUCAUAGCCUACGGUGGUUAUUUCGACCAGCACUACCGCCAGAACUUGUUUAGUACCUGGUGCCAACACUUGACCCAAGCUGCCAUCCAGUACAGGCCUGAUAUUGCCCGAACUGAGUACCUCUCCAACCCCGAUGAACGUCUAAGGUGGCAAGCUAACGCGUUACCCUCGGACGACCUCUGUACCGAAAACGCCAUCAUGUUGAAGCGCUUCAACCGCUACCCUCUGAUCAUAGACCCGUCAGGUCAAGCCACCGAGUACAUCAUGAACGAAUUCAAGGAUAAGAAAAUCACAAAAACGAGUUUCUUGGACGAUUCGUUCCGCAAGAACCUCGAAAGCGCGCUACGUUUCGGGAAUCCGCUCCUGGUCCAAGAUGUUGAAAAUUACGACCCGAUUCUCAACCCUGUUCUCAAUCGGGAGUUACGAAGGACCGGAGGCCGUGUUCUUAUCACUCUGGGUGAUCAAGAUAUCGAUCUGUCGCCUUCGUUUGUUAUUUUCUUAUCGACUCGCGACCCCACUGUCGAAUUUCCGCCAGACAUAUGCUCGAGAGUCACUUUUGUCAACUUCACGGUGACCAGGAGCUCGUUACAGAGUCAGUGCUUGAAUCAAGUGCUUAAAGCCGAGAGGCCUGAUAUUGAUGCUAAGAGGUCCGACUUGUUGAAAUUGCAAGGCGAAUUCCACUUGAGGCUGAGACAGUUGGAGAAGUCUCUCCUGCAGGCGUUGAAUGAUGCUAAAGGAAAGAUCCUGGAUGAUGAUAGUGUGAUUACGACUUUGGAAACGUUGAAACAGGAAGCGGCCGAAAUCGGGCAAAAGGUCGAAGAGACCGAUAAGGUGAUUUCCGAAAUUGAGACGGUGUCGCAACAGUACUUGCCCCUAUCCCAGGCUUGUAGUAACACUUAUUUCACAAUGGAUAGUCUGAAUCAAGUACACUUCUUGUACCAGUACUCCCUCCACAUGUUUUUGGACAUGUUUAGCAGCAUUUUGUACAGUAACCCACACUUGGAGAACAUUUCUGAUUACCAAGCGAGACUUAACAUUAUCACAACUGACUUAUUCUCCGUUUGUUACGAUCGAGUGGCUCGUGGAAUGUUGCACAAUGAUCGGCUCACUUUUGCCAUCCUCCUCUGCCGCAUACACUUGAAAGGAGUACCAACGGAACCAAACCUCGAUCAAGAAUUUAGUUUCUUCCUCCGGGGCAAAGAAGGUGUCUUUAACAUGAACACCGGUCCUUCAAUCGAAGGUCUCAAUAGCGAGCAACAGGAAGCCAUGAUGAGACUCUCCUCCCGUCUCCCGGCCUUCAAAAAACUGGCCGAGAAAAUCAAAGAAAUGCCCGAAUUCGGGGCCUGGCUCCAGCAAAGCUCGCCCGAACAGUGUGUCCCACGCUUGUGGAUCGAAGAACGUCAAUUGAGCCCCAUCGGGACCGCCAUGUACCAACUUCUAGUAAUCCAAGCGUUCCGCCCAGAUCGCGUUAUCGCCGCCGCCCAGUUCUUCGUCUCGGCCGUCCUAGGCGAGAACUUCAUGCCGAGUGCCGAAAAAGAGCUCGACUUGGCCGAAUGUGUCGAAAAGGAGAUCCGAUCAAACGUCCCAGCCCUGCUUUGCUCAGUGCCAGGCUUUGAUGCCUCGAGUCGAGUCGAUGACCUGGCCGCCGAGCUUAAUAAGCAAAUUUCCAGCAUCGCGAUUGGUUCAGCUGAAGGUUUCAAUCAGGCCGACCGGGCGAUCAACAUGGCGUGCAAGACGGGGAGAUGGGUCAUGCUGAAGAACGUACAUUUGGCGCCCCAGUGGCUGGUGCAGCUGGAGAAGAAGCUGCACUCGUUGCAGCCGCAUGCCAACUUCCGGCUGUUCCUCACCAUGGAGAUAAACCCGAAGCUUCCGGUGAAUUUGCUGCGAGCUGGCCGCAUUUUCGUGUUUGAGCCGCCGCCAGGUAUUAGAGCGAACUUGUUGCGGACUUUCAGUACCGUGCCGGCGAGUCGCAUGAUGAAGCCGCCGAAUGAGCGGGCAAGGCUGUACUUUUUGCUGGCUUGGUUCCACGCCAUCGUCCAGGAGAGGCUGAGGUACGCGCCACUGGGGUGGGCGAAGUACUAUGAGUUCAACGAGUCCGAUUUGCGGGUGGCGUGUGAUACGCUUGACACGUGGAUUGAUGCCACGGCGAUGGGGCGGACGAAUUUGCCACCGACGAAGGUGCCAUGGGACGCGCUGGUUACGCUGUUGUCGCAGUCGAUUUACGGCGGCAAGAUUGAUAACGAUUUCGACCAACGGUUGUUGCAUUCGUUCCUGAAUAAGUUGUUCACGCCGAAGAGUUUCGAGACUGAUUUUGCUUUGGUGGCUAAUAUUGAUAAUGGGCCUAAUGGCAACAGACAUAUAACUAUGCCGGAUGGUACGAGAAGGGACCACUUUUUGAAGUGGAUUGAAAGUCUGGCCGAUCGGCAAACGCCGGCUUGGUUGGGUUUGCCGAAUAAUGCCGAGAAGGUGCUUUUGACGACUAGGGGUACGGAUUUGGUGAGCAAGUUGUUGAAAAUGCAGCAGUUGGAGGAUGAUGACGAACUGGCGUAUUCUGUUGAUGAGAUUUUGCCGGCCGAUGCGGCACAAGUUGAUGGAAGGCCGUCGUGGAUGAAGACGCUGCAUAAUUCGGCGGGAACUUGGCUGCAGUUGCUGCCAACGUCAUUGCAGACUUUGAAGCGAACGGUGGAGAAUAUCAAAGACCCGUUGUAUCGCUACUUCGAGAGGGAAGUCAAUUCGGGGGCGAGGUUGUUGCAGGAUGUUAUACAUGAUCUUAAGGACGUUGUGCUUAUCUGUCAGGGCGAAAAGAAACAAACGAAUUACCACCGAACAAUGCUGGGAGAGCUGGUCAGGGGCAUUUUGCCCCGAAACUGGCGCCGGUACACUGUACCUAGGGGUUGUACUGUCAUUCAGUGGAUCACCGAUUUCAGUCAGAGAGUCAAACAGUUGCAACAAGUCUCAAAACUAGUAUCCACAUCGGGUGCUAAAGAAUUACAGAGCUUCCCAGUUUGGUUGGGAGGUUUAUUGAACCCCGAAGCUUACAUCACUGCCACUCGACAGUGUGUGGCUCAGGCUAACAGUUGGUCAUUGGAAGAACUGUACCUUGAGGUCACUAUAACCGAUUCCAAUGAUCAAGCGUCGAUUCCGCACGAUUGUUUCGCAGUUACAGGAAUUAAACUCCAAGGGGCCCAGUGUCGCAACAAUCAAUUGUUACUCACUUCCAGUAUUAUGAUGGAACUACCGAUUACCUUACUGCGGUGGAUUCGAGUGUCUGGGGACGAAAAAAUCACUGCUAGUAAAUUAUCGUUGCCGCUUUAUUUGAAUUCCACGAGGACCGAGCUGUUGUACACUGUGGACUUGAACAUAGCCCCAGGUCAGGACUCCCAUAGUUUCUACGAAAGAGGUGUAGCUUUACUCACAUCAACUUCGCUUAAUUAAAUUUUAAAUAAUAACCAAUUAUGCUUGAAAAUAUUUAAUUAUACUAACAGUGAGAAUAAAUUAAAAUAUACAGUUGGAA